AUGGAUCACUAUCUCUCCAUUCACGCUAGCCAAAAGCCGGGCUCUACCGCCAUCCAAGAUGAUAACCAGAGCAUGACAUACAUGGACCUCAAGCGAGAAGUCGAUAGGCUAGUUUCCGUACUGAAGGGCUAUCACUUGAGCCCCGAGGAACCGGUCUGCAUCUUAGAGGGAGUCAGCUCCAAACUCGUCAUUGCUCAGCUUGCUCUGAUAAGAGCAAGACUGACAUGUGUUCCGAUGGAGCCAUCUACCCCCAGGCUUCGUCGGGCUGAUAUGCUCGCUGAUAUCGGAGCCAAAUAUAUUCUUUCUGACGAGAAGGACGCCGCCCAGGACACCGACUAUACGGUGAUCCCCAUAUCGGGCCAGGGUUCUGGCGACAUAUCCUGUGAGCCGAGAGACAACCAAGUGGACGGUUCGACCCAUGAUCCAGGCCAUCAGUACCGCAGCCAUAUCAUCUUUACGUCAGGAUCAAGCGGAAAACCAAAAGCUGUCCAGAUACCGGAAACAGCUAUUAUUCAUCUAGUGACAAAAUCAGCUCUGGCACCGCUGGAGCCCUCUGAUCGCGUCACGCUCAUAAAUAAUCCGGGCUUUGAUAUUUCGCUGUUUGAGGUGUUCGCUCCAUUGGUCGCUGGUGCCACUAUGGUCCCAGUACCUCGCAUGGUUGUGACGGACCCCUUCGCAUUUCGAGAAUUCGUCGAAGAGAAAAGUAUCUCUGUAACCUUUAUGACAGCGGCAUUGCUUUCUAUUAUCGGUCGCACCUGCCCUAACGCUUUCCGCGGUGUCAGGCAUGUCUUGAGUGCCGGUGAUGUGCCUAAUUCUGCUGCUGUACAGGCGAUCAUGGAGUCCUCCGCACCCCCAAAGCAUUUGUGGAACACAUACGGCCCGACGGAGGCAACAACCUACUCUACUAUGCACGAGAUCCAAGCCGAGGAGUUCCAACAUAAUUCUAUAGGUAUCGGCAAACCAACUGGGGACACCAAGUUGUGCCUUGUGGAUGAGAACCUAAAGAUCAUUACAAAGCCGGAUGAGACGGGCGAAAUCCUGCUCGGAGGGCCUGGCUUGACUAUAGGAUAUAUCAAUCGUCCGAAAGAGAAUGAAAAAAGCUUUGUAACCCUCGGUAGAAACAGAUAUUACCGAACUGGUGAUCUGGCAAAGUAUCGCCCAACUACACCAGAUGUGCUCGAGUUCGUUGGUCGAGCAGAUCACCAAGUCAAACAGGGUGGAUUCCGUGUGGAAUUAGGAGAAAUUGAGCAGACCCUCCUGGCAAGCGGUUGGUUGUCCGGUGCCAUCGUACGACAGAUUACACCCCAAAAUGAUGGCGAAGAAUCAUUUCUUGUGGCAUUUGUGAUACCCACCGUUGCUGACACAGUCCGUGCUCGUAACCUUUCUGAAUAUCUGGAACAGAGGUUGCCAUCCUAUAUGGUUCCGAAGGAUUUUGUCUUUUCUUCAGAGUAUCCCUUGACAGAGCAUGCUAAGGUCGAUCGGAAAGCGUUAGAGCAGCAGUACAGAGAGAAACGAGACCAGCAAAAGGCCGCUAAUGGGGAUGUGACAAAUAGCCAUGGCAGUGACACAGAGAGUGUUGUGAAGCAUAUUUGGUCCUCCUUACUGAACAAGAAAGAAAUCAGCGAUGAUGAUGACUUCCUUGCACUCGGGGGGACAUCUCUUCAAUCCGCUGCUCUAAUAGGAAAGCUGAAGGAAAUUUUUGGAAAGGUUGUACCUAUGCAAGCUGUGCAUGAAAAUUCCAGGUUCCGCGAUCUGGUCAGUUACCUUGGCGAGUUCACCGAAGGCGGGAAUGCACCGGACGAGACAGAUAAAUGGAUCGAGGAUUCCAAGAUCGCCGACGACCUGUAUACCGUACCCGACUGGCAGGCAGAUAACGAAGGGAGAGUCUUCGUAUCAGGUGUCACUGGAUUUGUUGGCGUGAACUUCCUCAGCCGAUUCCUGCAGAUGCCCACAGUGAAAGAAAUUGUGUGCAUCGCGCGGCCUAAAAAUGGCAUGGAACCCCAAGAUAGAGUGCAGGCAACCUUGGAGCAAUAUGACCUCUGGGAUAGAUCAGAGCCCCAUACGCACAAACUAAGGGUCUUAACGGGCGAUAUUUCUUCUGACUUGCUUGGGCUCCCACCAGAUCAAUUUGACUGGUUGGCGAACUGGGCGAGUGUUGUUUUCCAUCUCGCCGCCAAGGUUAACUUCUGCGAUCCAUACCAAGCCCACUUUGACUCCAACACCCUUGGGACUAAAAAUAUGAUAGACUUGGCUUCUAGUGGACGGCGAAAAGCAUUUCACUUCAUGUCCAGCAUUGAUGUCUGGGGCCCGACAGGCCUUGUACUUGGAACCCGCAAAUGCCUCGAGGACGAGCCACUUGAGCGCCACGUACGAGCACUACCGUUCGAUGUUGGGUACGCACAAAGCAAAUGGAUUUCUGAGGUGAUGGUGCGUCGAGCUCGUGAUCGCGGGCUUCCCACCGCCAUCUAUCGGCCUGGAUUCACCAUCGGGGAUUCCCGAAACGGGGCUGGCAAUCCAGAUGACUUCUUUGCCCGUUUGAUGGUGGGGAGUAUUCAACUGGGCGCAUUCCCUAUCCUUCCAAAUCAGAGAAUGGAGUACGUUACUAUCGACUACGUAGUUAACGCUACCUUACACAUCGCCUCUCGCACCGAAAAUCUCGGCAAAUCAUACAGCCUAGUUGCCCCUGACCCUAAGGACUCGGUGGACCUCGAAAAGACUGUUGAGGUCUUCCGGAAUGCUGGAUAUUCAUUGAAGCGUGUUCCCUAUUGGGAUUGGGUUCGCAUGUUGCAGAGGACGAGUGAUACGAACAACCCGUUGUUGCCGGUUAUGCCACUAUUGCAGGAGCCUGUGUUGAACGGACUCUCCAGGUUCGAGACCAGCAGGAACACGCCCCACUAUGACAGUUCGAAUACGGCUGCUGCGUUGAAGGAUGCACCAGACAUUCAGUAUGUGCCUUUCGAUUCCCAAAUGCUAAGCAGGUUCCUUGAAUUCUGGGACCGGAAGGGAUUCUACCAGGCGCUACAGAUUUAG
Aspergillus alliaceus is the source of this 3030-nucleotide messenger RNA. RefSeq names its product non-ribosomal peptide synthetase. The record is from RefSeq and is a predicted model, not a curated record. NCBI's taxonomy places the organism in Eukaryota, Fungi, Ascomycota, Eurotiomycetes, Eurotiales, Aspergillaceae. The transcript has a single exon. The coding region runs from base 1 to 3030 and encodes 1009 amino acids.